GUCGCCCGCUUCCGCUGUCGCGUUGGCGCCGCUGAGGCCCGGGAGGGUCCGGGGGCGCCAUGACCAACGUUUACUCCCUGGAUGGGCUCCUGGUGUUCGGGCUGCUACUGGUUUGCACUUGUGCGUACCUGCGGAAGGUGCCCCGACUGCGUACCUGGCUCCUGUCCGAGCGCAGGGGGGUCUGGGGAGUCUGCCACAAGGCUGCUGUGAUUGGGACCCGCCUGCACGUGGCUGUGUCCGUGUCCUGUCUUCUCAUGGCCUUCUACGUCCUUGUGGGAAAGUGACCACAUAGGGAGCUGCUGGUGACGUGAGAGAGACUCUGGGACUGACUAGAGAUGUGACUGAUUCCAAAGACCUUAGUAUGGACCAGAGACCCUGGUACUGAUCCCAGUGUUCCAGUACCAACCGGAGACCCUGGUACUGACCCUGAACCACCCCCGGUCCUGCCCCUGGCAGCAACCUGGAUCCUGCAUAUGGCAUCCCAGGGACCAUCAUGGCCCAUCGGCCUCCGUGAACCCACCAAGGACAACUAUAGGGGCCAACAGGGCACCUUUAGACAGUUGGAAAAGGAUUUCUCGUGAAUUCUUUAGAGAAGUGGGUGAAGGGACCCCCAGGACUGGGGCACCCCAGGACUGGGGCACCCAGCUCUACCUUAUGAGCCCCUUCUCUUGAUACCAAGCAGGAUCCUAGUGGGACCAUGGCAGGCUGUAGGGGCCAGGCAGGGCCCUGCCCAUCCAUGGAAUCUUCCUAUGCUCCUGCAGCGUGGGGUCCCCUCAGGGGGGGGUCUCCUUCUGCAGUGGGGGGUUGGUGACCCCCCCAGGUUGUAAAUACUGGACCACCACAUACAAAUAAAGUGGGGGUUCCUCUGUGGCA
Sturnus vulgaris (Common starling) is the source of this 873-nucleotide messenger RNA. It is a transcript of the gene TMEM167B, whose product is annotated as transmembrane protein 167B. The record is from RefSeq and is a predicted model, not a curated record. Lineage: Eukaryota; Metazoa; Chordata; Aves; Passeriformes; Sturnidae.